AUGGCGUCGCUGAAAUCAGAGCUGGCGUCCGUCGAGGGCCUCAAGGAUCUCGAGGAGGUCGAGGUUGCCGAGAAUUCCGAGCAGCCGCCUGCACCUGAGAGCGUCGCCUCCCCAUAUGAGCUCCCUGACGUCGAGUUCAGCGUCUGCGAGCCUGGGGUGCUCGUCGAGUACUUUCGCGGCCACGUGGCCGCUGCCCUCGCCGGCGACGCGGCCGGCCGUGGUAAUCCCCGCAACAUCACCAUCAGGUUCACCUGCCCACCCCACGCCGCGCCGACCCUGGCCCUCGAGGAGCUGGCAGGCCUCAUGACGCGCGCCGGGGACACGCUCAGGGUCGAGCUUGCCGCCGCCGCCGCCGCCGAGGAGGGCGGCCGGAAGCGCCGUCAGGCCGACUCGGUCCAGCCACUCGCGUAUCGAAACCGUCGUCCCACGCCGUCCGCCGCCGCCCCGAAAAGCACCGCAGAGGCAGCCUGCACCCAGUCGCACACGAUGGAGCUGUCCGAAGCAUUCGCGAAGCUUCGCCACGGCCCUCAGAAGCGUUCCGACCCGUAG
Diaporthe batatas is the source of this 549-nucleotide messenger RNA. RefSeq lists its product as uncharacterized. NCBI's taxonomy places the organism in Eukaryota, Fungi, Ascomycota, Sordariomycetes, Diaporthales, Diaporthaceae. The record is from RefSeq and is a predicted model, not a curated record. The transcript is spliced from 2 exons. Bases 1 to 549 code for a protein of 182 amino acids.